AUGUUCCUGUCCUUCGUUUUACUCAUCUCCUUUUUUGACUCGCUUGUGCUCGCCAAUCGAUUAGGUAAAUUUCUUCACUGUGGUUUAUCAAAAUGAGUCAUUUGACAUUUUGAAGGGUCAUACUUUAUGAAAACAGGUCUCGAAUGUUUUUGAGAAGGGUAAUCACUCUAAUAGGAACGUCAGAAUUUUUUGAAAAUUCCCAAAAAACUUUAUUUUAUGUACGAGAUGAAGGUGAAGGAUGAAGCUGCGAAAUUUCUUCUUUUUUGAGAAAACAAGAUCCAAACUUCUGGGAAAAUUUUUAGUGGCCAUUGUAGGGUUUUGAAGUUUUAGUGACCACCAUAGCAGUCAAAUUAGUGGCCACUUAAGGGGUGAACAGUUAGUGGCCACUAUAAAGUUCUAAGUGCUACUACUAGGUCACUAAAAAUUUUAGUGGCCACUUAAGGGGUGAAUGGAUCAACAUAACUGGUCCAAUAUGUUUGUUUUAAAAUUAUCAGAGUGACUGGAAGGAACACUGGAUGAAAAAACUACUGAAGUGGCCAUUAAAUAGAGAUCCUCUAUCACUAAGAAUAACUGCCGAGAUAAACGCGAGACACUGGCGGUACAUUGACGAGCUCGCAAACAUCUCGCUUUUUUUCUCGCGCCGGUCUCGCAUUUUUCUGGGCGCGAGCUCGCAUUUUUCUAGGCGCGAGCUCGCAUUUCUCUCGCAAUUUGAAAAUUUCCGAAAUGCGAGAUAAAUGCGAGAUGGCGCCAAGAAAAAUGCGAGGUCGCGCAGAAAGAAAUGCGAGAUCGCGCCUAGAAAAAAGCGAGAUGUUUGCGAGCUCGUCAAUGUACCGCCACCGACCUCGCGUUUAUCUCGUCAGUUAUUCUUAGUGAUAGUGGCCACUAGAACGGAAAAUAGUGGCCACUGCAGAGGUCGGUUUCGUGUCCUCUCCAAGUAGUCCUUGGUGAGCCUCUACAGUGGCCACUAAAAAUUUUCGCGAAGAAGCAUUUCCAUGAGAAAAACUGAAAAACAGGUUUUUUUAAAUGAAAUCGAGAGGCUCUAUAGGGUCUACUUGAGCUUUAGGGGUUCAGGCGUCGAACUCUAAACCCCUAUAGAGGCCACUUGAGCAUUAGGGGCUCUGGGUUCGAAAAACCCCUAUAGAAACCACUUUUUCGGUCCCUUCAGGGGUUAUUUUCCUUCCAACCCCUACAGAGACCCCUCUGGACGUCCUUUCGGGGCAAAGUUGGGCCAAGUGGUUUUUCGAUUCGAGUAAUUUUGAAAAAGUUCAGAAAUUCGCGCAUGCUGCACAAACUCAACGGAGAAGCCAACUCCUACCUCGAUUCAGAACUGCGUCGGAUUCGAGAGAGCCGAGGAUCUUUUCGGAAUCGCCUGCUGCGACACGACACCUUUUAACAGUUUUUCGAAUCUUUGCUGUUCAGGAGUCGUGAGGCAACGGAAUAAAGGUAUUUAGCAGGAAUUGCUCUUGGAAAAAUGUUCUUGAGGCGGUUCUUACGCAGAGUUAUGUUGCGGACGAGAAGUUUUGCGGUAUGAUCAAACGUGCUGCGAGGGAGUCGUCAGUUUGAGCCUAGGAAUAAAGCUGAUGAGAGUCUUGUCCAGGUUCAUAACAUGAUCAACGGCGACUGCUGCGGCAAAUCCGUGUACUCCAAGUUGGACUCGACCCAUCGCUGUUGCAACCAGACCCUCACGAGGUUUUUCUAACCUUUUUCUUCAAAUACUCGGAAAAACAGGAUGAGCACGGCCAACGACGUCUGCUGCGGCGCCACAGUCUACGACGGCGGCCAUCGACAAAUUUGCUGUGGCGAGCAGGUACGACUGAGGUCGAGGAGCCCGAAAGUGGAUGGUUUCAGGUUUUCGAGAGGUCACAGUUCGACUCCUGCUGCACGCUCAACGACGACAGCCAGGUUCCCUACAAGGCGGAGACGCACUUUUGCUGCAAUGGCGCCGUCUCCCGAUCUUCCAGCACCUCUUGUUGUUACUUGAGGAUCAACAACGUCCUCGUCACCCAGGUUGAAAACUAUAUAUUCAAUAAAAAGGGUCUGCAGAUAUCACUGACUACUUUUUUCACGGUCUGUUACGUCUACACUUUAACUUUUGUCUUAGGAACUCCAGAGGGGCCCCUAUAGGGGCAAUCUUUGAAGGGUCCCAUCUAGGAUAUAAUUUUGAUAGAUUUUGAGAGUAGAUCAGUGGGUAUUUUUGAAAUUUUGAUGAAGGAUGUUUUAAUUUUUCUCUGCGAACAACUUAUAAUGUUGUAGACUCACUUUUUGAGAGAUUAAUAAUUUUUAUAAUUCAGCAAUACGACAGAACAAAGUUGUGCUGCCGCUACCCUUAUGAUCGACUCUAUCCAAUCGGCGCCGAUGGUUCUUGUGUGCCAUGAAUCUUCAUAUAAAAUUUUAAAUUCAAUUUUUCGCAAAUUUAAAUGAACCGAGGAGUGUUUUCGUACGCGGCUCUUGGUGGAAAAUUUUUUUUUGUUUUUUUUUUCAUGUUUCCGUAGAUUUUUGAUCAUUUUUUCAUAGUUAACUUUUAACAUGCAUGUUGGACAGUAUAAAAACUUUUUUUUACAUAAUUUCAUUACGAUAGCUUUCAAACGUGAAUUUUUCCGUCGAAUGGCGCGUCACAACCGUAAAACUUCAUUAAUGAAAAACAAGUUUUUAAUAUGCUCAUAUCGCCUUUUGAUUCGGAGAAAAUUGACUGUAUAUUUCUAAAAAAUUGCUCUUCUUUUCUUUUCAUACGGAAAACAGGCAGGGGCGGAAGGUUCGAAAAUAGAAAUGUAGAAAUUUUUCUUCUAGGGCGAAAGAGGCUCCUUUUUUGCUGCCUUUUUGCGCCAAUUUAUCAGCUCUUAUGUACCAUUUUUGUUGCCUCUCUCUUUUUUGACCAUUUUUUGAGCCUUUGAAAUCCCAGAAAAAAAAUGGAACAUUCGAUAGACUCUCUUUGCUACCUUUUGCUGCCUCUUUGCGGCCAUUCUGCGACCUUUUUGUUGCCCUUUUUGAACCUCUCUUUUUUAGCGGCCAUUAUCCACCAUUCCGAGCUUGCCUGAGUGUUCUAUUUUGCGAUUGAAAUAAUCAAAAAGCUUUCUUUUACAACUUUGAUUGAAAAAUUUUCGUCUUUCCCAAAAGUUUUCAUUUUUCGAAAAAAAAUUGGAUGUGUAAAACUACCCGUAAUAUGCGUCGUUACUUGGCUUGAAGACGUCGCGAAGCUUUUUGCCCUUUUCACGUUCUAACGUCAGAUAUUACGCGCGGUUGAGCAAUGCCUUCCAAGUGACUCGUUUGUGACAGACCUUUUUUUUCUUUUCGGUGUAAAAACCAUUUUUAUUCGCUCAAUGAUUAAAAGGCUUAUUUGGAGAAUGGCAACUCGAUGAAAUAAUUAAAUCCCUGAUGAGCUAAUUGAAAAACUAUUGGAUUCGCCUGGGGACCACCAUUAAAGGCUCAGGCCAGGCAUACAUAAAAACACCUGGGAUACGAUGAAAUGAAUAAAAAAACAACUAUGAUUUUCACAUACAUAUUAGAUGAUUGUUUGGAGCAAGAUACUCAAAACUUCACGGUGUUUUCCGUUUGAAAUAAAGCUUCAGGCUACGACGAAAGAAACUUGAGAAAAUUGGCUUCUGGAGAAGCUUCUUUGCAUGCAAAUGUUGCAUACGAGAACACCCGCUGCGACAAUUUAUGCACGUCGGACCGUUCUCAAACCGGCGCCACCAUGGCAUUUGAGCAACUGAGAACUGAAGAUCCUCACAAGAAUGUCGUUCUCAUUAGCUUGCGUUCCGAGAUAAGGGAACGCUGA
This is a messenger RNA of Caenorhabditis auriculariae, 3775 nucleotides long. The record is from the annotation of a GenBank genome assembly. Lineage: Eukaryota; Metazoa; Nematoda; Chromadorea; Rhabditida; Rhabditidae.